Molecule: messenger RNA, 735 nt
Organism: Lichtheimia ornata
Lineage: Eukaryota; Fungi; Mucoromycota; Mucoromycetes; Mucorales; Lichtheimiaceae
Exons: 5
Coding region: 1-735 (244 amino acids)
Source: RefSeq, a predicted model, not a curated record
AUGAACCAAUGUGUGAUCAACACCCUACAAGGAAUCCUUACCUACCAUGUAAACUCCCAAAGGCGAUAUGACUAUGGCAUUCCUACUCACUACAAGGAUGCUCGCAAAAACCAAUUGAGGUAUGUGGCCAUUGCAAAACGAGUUCAAUUCAAAGAUGAUGAUGGUCCACCAGAGACCGAAGAGGUGUUGCUUGUGGAGGAACCGGAACAGGCCUCCUCCUCUCGUUCUGAAAAGCCUGUGCCAAUUCAUGCUUCAUCUUCUAGCAAGACUCCAAGCAAGCAACGAAUGUCGACUCGGGCAAAGAACCCAAAGGCAGCAUUGUUCCACGACCUUUGGAGAGGAGCCAACGAUGAUUUUAAGGACUUCAAUGUGCAACCAGCACGCCAUACGACCAUUACUAUCGAGCCUAUCUUGCAGCACUUUCAUACCUUGGGCAACAACUCCAACAUGAGCGUUGCGGAUCGCACUACCAAACUCUGUUGGCUUUUGGGCAUUUGUGAUUUCAUGCGUCCUGCCGACAUUGAACAUGUUGACCUGGAUCAAUUUACCUUUCAUGAUCCCACCAAGAAUGCCACCUUGCAAGUUUAUGGACCCAAAGAACGACGCCAUGGACAUCGAAUUACACGUACCGUUGUUCUCAAUCCACAUCCUGUGCACAAUGUUUGGAAACUUCUAGAGGGGCUGUUUGGAACGACUAUGAACAAGGCAAGCAGUGAGAUCCACAAGUUGCAUUGA